ACCGUCUCAUUGUUUGGGGACGGGAACGAGACCGAGAACGGAUAUAUCAAACCGCUCUUUAACCGGUUUUCUGCAAGUGUGCACAUUGAUUUGAGGGGGAAUUUGUCUAAAACUUUCUUUGUGACUAGUGCCCAAGUAGGAAAAAAUACAGUAUCUUCGCCAUUAUCAGCUUUAAUGCCGCUAGCCAAGUUGGCACUAGGUGCUGAGGGUCUCGCCCGAGACGAAUUGCUAGCAGCUAUUGGUGUUUCCAAGGUGUUUAAGGUGUUCAAUAUUCGUAUUCGUUUCCAACCGCUCAAAACCGAACUGCAAAACUUACCUGGUGGGAGGUUGAAUGUAGCAAGCAGACUCUACGUCUCCCAAAACGCUCAACUGCGCGGGCGGUAUCUGGACCAGGUCGUGGAAAUAUUCAAUUCCAGUGUGGUGCAACUUGACUUUGAAUACCCCACGUACGCGGCGGACCAAAUCAAUUCAUGGGUGUCAUCGCAAACUAACUUCAUGAUCCGAGAUAUCGUUGCUCCUUCCGACAUAGCUCCGUCAACUUCUUUGUUGAUUGUCAACGCUGUAUAUUUUAGUGGCAGAUGGAAAGAAGCUUUUGACCGAGUGGAGAACAAAACUUUCCAUUGUCCACUGGGACGACAAUCCGUACCGAUGAUGUCAAGAACGGGGGAUUAUAACUUUACAACAAGUGAUGUCCUAAAUGCUAAUAUAAUCAAAAUACCAUACAUGGGUGAAAAGGCAUCAUUUGUAAUAGUUCUACCGAAAGCACGAGAAGGGUUGUCAAUUUUAUUAAGCCAGUUAAGGUUGGCUCCAGAAUUGUUGGACUCGGCUAUGUCUAACAUGGUAGAGAAGAGAGUUGAGUUAACACUCCCUAAGUUCAGGAUAGAGUCCCAAUUGAAUUUAAGGGAGUUGUAUGAAGAGGCUGGCGUAAAGCAAAUUUUUAAGACAAAGAACUCUGGCCUUUCUAAAAUUAUAAGAAAUGAACAUUUAUUCGUCUCAUCCGCGAAACAGAAAGCUUUCAUUGAGGUCCACCAAUAUGGUUCUGAAGCAGGUGCUUCUUCAGCAUUGAAUAUGGCGAAGUUGUCGCAUGAAAAAGCUGAAACGUUUAACGCCGAUCAUCCUUUCCUGUUCUUUAUUUUAAUGAAUAAGCAUCAGCUGUUUUCUGGCACAUUGUUUCAAACGUUGAAAUAUAUUUUAGGUACGCACCAUCGGACAGAUGAUAGUUUGGUCGAAACUGACUACAAGGAUGACAGCAAAAAACCACUAGAUUUUUUGAUGAAUGUGAACAAUGAAGCCAAAGAUUAUUUCCUACCACCCGUAUUUCCUAGCAACGAAGAAGAAGAAGAAGAUGACGAAGAGGAAGAUGAGCAAACAUAUUUAGAUUACGAUUAUGAAAACAAAGAAACAAAUUAUAAAGAUUCACCCGACGUAGUUACAGCUAAAAGUAAUACACAUGAUGUAUUGCCCAUAGAUGAUAAAAUAACAUUGCAUACUACAAAAGAUAAUUUACCUGUUUUUCUAUUGGAACCAGAAAAUACUUAUGUUGUUAAAAAUAAACCAGCUACGCUAAAGUGUCGCGCUGCAAAUGCACUAGAAGUUUACUUUAAAUGCAAUGGGAUAAAAACACAAGCGUCAAACUUCGAAUUUGUCGAUCCGCAAACCGGCGUUAGAAUUAUUGAGGGAGAGUAUAAAGUUACGAGAGAACAAGUUGAGGAGUAUUUUGGCACUGAGAAAUACCAAUGUUCCUGUUUUGCUUGGACGAGCAGAGGACAGAUAAGAAGUCAACCAGCUACUGUUGAGCUUGCUUAUAUAAAGAAGCAUUUCUCAGUAGCUCCACAAUCGCAGUUAGCGAAACAAUACACGCCAGUGACGUUUAGAUGUGAACCACCCCAAGCUGCUCCCUUUGCUCAACUAUAUUGGCUAAAGAACGGAGCUCCAGUUGUGGUAGACGAUAACGUCCAAGUUUCUAAGGAAGGCGAUUUGGCUAUCAAACAGGCGUCCUUGCAAGACAUGGCAAACUACACCUGCGUCGCGGAGAAUUUAGCCGGCAAAAGGAUGUCUGAACCGGCGCUCCUCACUGUAUUUGUAAAUGGAGGAUGGACGGCUUGGUCCACAUGGGCAGACUGUUUCUGCGUGGGACAAGUUCGAGAACAUCCGGAGGGCCGCGGUAGAAGACGAAUACGGACGUGUACUGCUCCACGUCCUUUAAAUGGGGGGCAACCUUGCAUAGGACCCAGUGUGCAAAAGACCCAAGAUUGUCUUGAUUGUGAUUUGGACGCGUACGUGGAUAGUUUGGACGAGUUGGCCGACGAAUCAUCCGGUAUAAUCUUGGGUCGUUGGUCGCAAUGGUCUGAAUGGUCCCGGUGCGACUCCGACUGCCUGCAUACAAGAAGAAGACGAUGUAUAACAAGUACUGCUUGUCUCGGCAAAGAUUAUCAGGUUGCACAAUGUCCUUUAUGUGUUAGAACAUCUAAAUCUGAUAUUAUAUACGACGGAUCUUCAUAUUGGCCACUUUUGAUAGCAUUAUCAAUAGCAUUCCUAAUAUUUAUUGUCGUUGUUAUAUUGGGAAUAAAAUAUAUGAAGAUAAAAAUGGCUGAAAACUCUCCAUAUACGAAACCACCACCAGGUACAAAUUACUUUGGAAACGUCAUAAAAAGGACACUAACAAACCAGCCUGACUUGACAAUUCAUGAAGAGUUUCAUACAGUAGACUCGAGACGGACGCACAGACAAACAAGUACGUCUACAAACCCUCGCCACGAACAUUUUUAUGAAGUGCCUCAGUUGGCAAACAGCUACAUCACCCCAAUAGAUCACGACAGAGAGGUAAGAGCUCUUGGCGCAGAGAGUUUUGCUUGCAAGGACAAGGAGUCAGACCGUUCUGACUCCAGCUGCUUUUUGAGCUCAGGUUCAUCAUACGGGAAUCAGAGUGUAGAGAUGUCGCCAUCGCUUAAAAACAAUGCUUCUGUAGAUUCAAAAUUCCUUAACUCCCAAUAUUUGGAAACUGCUACGUCUAAAAUCGUUAAUAGCGACGGUGAUUGGCUUAAUUUGGACAAAUGUGGAGUUAGACUUUUUGUACCCGAUGGCGUGGUUGAGAAAGGAGAAGAACUUUUCUCCAUUGAAGUCACAGAUGAGGAAUGGAAUAAGCCUCUCUUACAUGAAGGUGAAACACAGCUAAGUCCUGUAAUUAGAUGUGGACCAAAAAACUUCCACUUUUGUAAAGGAGUUGUUCUAACAUUUCCACAUUGUGCAGCAUUAAAGAAUUCUGGAUGGGUGCUCUCUAUUCUCCAGAAACCUGAAGAAAUAAACUCAAGAGAGUGGAGGAAAGUUCUGACUCUUGAUCAAGAGACUCCUGGAACUCCUCUUUUCGCACAAGUCGAUCCUGCAAAAGUGUAUCUUGUUUGUGAAUUUUUAAGUGACUAUGUUCUUAUUGGUAGAAGCUUUAACGCAUUGGAUGCCAAAUUGUUGAAAUUAGCUCUAUUUUUUAGUAAACGAAUCGAUGGAUAUUAUAAUCUUCAUUUACAUGCUUUUAAUGAUACACCUUACGCUUUCUAUGAAUGUUUUGAAAGUGAAAAGCGCACAGGUGGCUUUCUGCUUUGUGAUCCAAAAACAAUUUACUUUCAUGAGAAUUCGUCGGAUUUAUGCGUCAAUAUUAGGGAUGUAGGAGUGGGUUGGAAGAUUCAAUCCGGAGGAAAAUAUCAAGAACUAUCCUUCAGCCACUUGUGGAACAUGAACGUCAGCUCUUUACAUUGUAGCUUCCUUCUGCAACAGAUAGACGCAAUAAAUAGCCUAGAUUUAAACAUCACGGUUUAUCAGAAGCACAAACAAUCCAGUUCAGUCAACUUUAAUUUAAAAGCUAAUGAUAUCAAUUCGAAUUUCAAUUGUAAUAAACGCUUCAGCUACUCGGGUGUUGAUAUGGGUUACAGUGUUAAUAUUCUCGAGAAUCCAUUCAACUAUUUAUCAUUAUCAAAAAAAGAGGGACGGUUAGAUUUCGUGUACAAAAAUAAUGGUAUGCGAAGGAGUAGUCUUACCGUGGACAAUAACUACUAUAGAUCUAAUAUUUUAACAAAAUCUGAUCGAGUUAUUCUUUGUAAGCUACUGGAUUGUCAGACUUCGAAAGGAAACGAUUGGAGAUUGCUCGCCGAGAAGUUAAAACUUUCGUCUUUUUACUAUUAUUUCUCUAAUACUUGCUCUCCAACUGAGAAUAUUUUAAAUCUUUGGAUAUGUAGGAACAACGAUGUAAGUAUGUUAGUGAGUUUAUCGAGAAUAUUUAGGGAGAUGUCUAGGAUUGAUUGCGCCACAGUUGUUGAGAGACGCUGUUUUCCUAAUUAGACUGAACUUUUUUGAAAGUCUAUUUUUUCACUCUAGUCAUUGUAU
This is a messenger RNA of Pararge aegeria (speckled wood butterfly), 4374 nucleotides long. Its product is annotated as netrin receptor UNC5B-like. The transcript is spliced from 21 exons. The record is from RefSeq and is a predicted model, not a curated record. Gene Ontology annotation, cellular component: membrane. The annotation marks the transcript as partial. NCBI's taxonomy places the organism in Eukaryota, Metazoa, Arthropoda, Insecta, Lepidoptera, Nymphalidae. Gene Ontology annotation, biological process: motor neuron axon guidance; netrin-activated signaling pathway. Gene Ontology annotation, molecular function: netrin receptor activity; protein binding.